CCAGGCCAAUCCUGGGGAGUUGGCAACUCUAGUCUUGACACUUACCCUGGACCCCUAACUCUGGCAGGGGGUGUCAAGCCCUGACCGGGGCUGGGGGCACUGGACCCUGACUCGUGGGCUGCAGUGGGGAGCCAGCACUAGCCCUACCGCUGGGAGGCCUGAAUUGUGAGGCACCCCAGAGCCCCCUCGGAAAUAGGGUCUCUCAGCUCCUGCCAUGCUGACCUUUCCCCCCAUCCCCAUCUAGCCAUAAAGAAAGUCUCCUGAACUUGUCCAUGACCUCGGGGGGUCACAAACACCAGGCUGGGAUAAUCUGUCUCAUCCAUGACAGAUAAGUCUGUAGAAGAAUUGCGCCAGGCUGGGUCCUGAAGGAUGGAGCCCGUGGAGACAGCCCAGGCCCCGGAGGGGAGGAGGAAGAGAUUCACCGUGCAGUCACAGGACCCUGAACAUACCAUGGUGAGACCCAUCUUCAAAUCUUCUUGCUCUGCAGCAGAGCCAAGAGCCCCUGCCCUGCCUGGGGCCACCUCCUAUGCCGAAUACGUCGUCGCACAGGUCUCUGAGUCCUCGGCCUCCAUGCCAGUCUCCCGGCCUGCCAGGAUGACAGCUGCGUCAUCGGGGUCCAGAGAGGGAGCUGCCUCAGAAGUGCUCCCUCCAGGCACUGAGGCCAGCACUGUACCCCCUGCUGCCAGUGGGGACUCGGACCCCAGCCCCACGCUGAAACUGGGGGCCAAGAGCAACUGCAUUAUUGUCAGCGCUCGCCAGCGGGGGAACCCCAUCCUGAAAUUUGUGCGCAACGUUCCCUGGGAGUUUGGCGAGAUCGUCCCUGACUACGUGCUAGGCCAGAGCACGUGUGCCCUCUUCCUGAGCCUGCGGUACCACAACCUGAACCCCAACUACAUCCAUGCGCGUCUGCAGCUCCUGGGGAAGACAUACGCAGUGCAGGUGCUGCUGGUGCAGGUCGAUGUGAAGGACCCACACCAGGCACUGAAGGAACUGGCCAAGAUGUGCAUCCUGGCCGACUGCACCCUCAUCCUGGCCUGGAGCCCCGAAGAGGCCGGACGCUACCUGGAAACGUACAAAGCCUACGAGCAGAAACCAGCUGACCUGCUCAAGGAGAAGGUGGAUCAGGACUUCCUGUCAAUAGUGACAGAUUGUCUUACCAGCGUGAAGUCAGUUAACAAGACAGAUGCACUGAGCCUUCUCUCAACAUUUGGGUCUCUGGCGAACAUUGCACAAGCGUCCAAGGAGGAUCUCUCCCUCUGCCCAGGCAUUGGGCCCCAGAAGGCCAAGCGGCUCUUUGACACCCUCCACCAGCCGUUUCUGAAGAUCCCCAAAUGAGCGGAGCACUGCCAGCAGCACAGCCAAGCAGGAAUAAACAGCGCCCCCCCUGCCCAGCAGGCCAUGUGUCCCUGCCAGCACACAGUCUGCUGUCUGCCAGGAAGGCAGGGCCUUGGGGGACACUUAGCAGCACCAGGAACCAAAGCCGUGUUUCUGCAAGUCUGGACUUUGACAAUAAAACAUGCUGUGCAGCAUCACAGCUUGGCCUGGCCACCAAACAGCAUCUCA
This is a messenger RNA of Chelonoidis abingdonii (Abingdon island giant tortoise), 1563 nucleotides long. RefSeq names its product ERCC excision repair 1, endonuclease non-catalytic subunit (gene ERCC1). Gene Ontology annotation, biological process: mitotic recombination; UV-damage excision repair. Gene Ontology annotation, molecular function: single-stranded DNA binding; damaged DNA binding. The record is from RefSeq and is a predicted model, not a curated record. Lineage: Eukaryota; Metazoa; Chordata; Testudines; Testudinidae. Gene Ontology annotation, cellular component: nucleotide-excision repair factor 1 complex; ERCC4-ERCC1 complex; nucleus.